Rhopalosiphum maidis (corn leaf aphid) is the source of this 2136-nucleotide messenger RNA. RefSeq lists its product as uncharacterized. Lineage: Eukaryota; Metazoa; Arthropoda; Insecta; Hemiptera; Aphididae. The transcript has 8 exons. Bases 1 to 1758 code for a protein of 585 amino acids. The record is from RefSeq and is a predicted model, not a curated record.
AUGGCGGGCACGUCCACGGGUCGGCCGGUCGUCGUCAGCAUGCCCGACGCGUCGCCGAAAGCCGUGCCGUGGCGGCCGCUGCACUUGUACGACGGCUUUUUCGGCCAUCACCGGCCGCAGCCGUAUGCGGCUACGGCAAAGAAGCCCGCGGCUCGCCGUCGCGUCACGCAACGCCCGAAGAACGCGACCGGCGGCGAGUCGUCCACUGCCGGCGCCGCGGCCGCCCCCGUCCAUUUCGCCACCGAAGAAGAGUGCGAGUCGGCCAAUCCUGGACGGGCGUGCGUAUGUCGCACGACCGAUCUCCUGGAUUUGGUCGUGCAAUGGCUGGACGAGGCGGUGAUGUCGGCGGCCGACGACGAAGUAGGCGGCGGCGAGACGGCCGCGCUGAGGUGUCGGUCGUUCAAGACCGUCCCGGCGGCGUUUGUGGUGUAUCCCGCCACGGCGGCGGCCGACGGCGACGCGACGAUUGCACCUGCCACCGACGUCCCGGUUGACGUGGUGGUCGAGCGAAACGGCGGCAAAACCGGCGGCCGUCCGAGCCGAGGCGGCAGUGGCGUCGGCGCCGUCAAAGAAGCUCCCACGUGGAAACAAAUUAAUUUCAACGAUGUCCUUAACUACCAACUGGAAAGGUCCUCGACAGACGAUCACUACGCAGUACAAUAUGGCCUAGUCGGAAGCGACACCAAAGUCCAAUGUGUAAUCAACGGUAACGGAACAAAAAUGAAUUCGUUCAAAUGGGAUUUUAAACGGGGCAAACAUAAAACUAAUUCUACGGUCACCGGCACAGAUACGAAUAUCUUAUUGAUAUUGGCCAUGGAACCUGGAGAUAGUAAAAAUUAUACUUGCAUACCAAAAACAGAUGUGGUCGGAGAUUCUAAAAAUGGCGCUUCCAACAAACAGUAUAAGCAUUACGUUAUAGCCGUUGAAAAAGCCAUUUACGAGAUCCGCGGAUCAGCGGUUUACAAAACUCGCGAUGGCGGCGGUUGUACGCACGAGCUAACCGUUCGCGUACAAAAACAAUUACCAAGUUCCAUGCUUUCCGUACUGUGUCCAGAGGGUUCGUCGGAGUACGCAUGCAACGUCAUCGUGGAAAAUCCAAAGUGUGCCGAAGACGAAAGAACGAUAGAAAUAAAAUAUUUGGUAAUGUUAAACGACAAUUCUACGUAUUUGGCUCGGAUAAGAACGAACAAGAAAGGUCGAAUCGCACUGCGCUACCAAAAACUAUUGGCGAAAAUAUCGAGUGUCUUGGCUUCAAACCUUAAUAAAACGAUGACGGUUCCAAUAAUGUCUAAGUUGUCGUUGAUCGGAACAAAUUUUGCACCUGAUCACAUAAGUACAUACAAUUUCAUUUCUUGUUCACCGGGUUUCGGCAUUCGGGAGGUGUUUUGUGCUGCUUGUCCGCCACAACAUUACAGUCCGGACAAAUCCAUUAAAUGUUUAAAAUGUGCCAAAGGUUUUCAUCAACCGGUCGCCGGAUCAGAAAAAUGCGUCAAGUGUACAAAUAUUUUUACCAGUGGUUGUCAUAUGAAUGAAAUUUCAUCGACCGUGUAUUAUGUCAUCUAUUUAAUUAUUUUUUUGGUUCUUUUAUUUAUUGCGUGUUUCUGUGCGUUUUAUGGCCGCGAAGAGAAAGAAAAAAGCAUAAAUAUGAUACCGAGGAAAAUUAGGAAAAGAUUUAAGAAAAAGAAAAAAUACAGUUUGCUUUCCCAAACGGAAGAUACAGCAGAUAAUAGCACAGCACAUAAUAGCAGCGUAGAUUAGGUUUUUAGGUAAUAACCAGAUGGUGGUGUAGACCAGAACUCUGACACAGAUACUCGCGUGAUCAUGAAGUAUAAAGAGUUAACCUGGUGAUUUGGAACAUAUUAAAAAGUUAUCGUGGUGAAAUAUCUUCAAGACACAGAUAACCAACGAUCAGCUACGAGGACAAUUUCAUUUGAACGGACAUCUCCUCAAUCAAAGGACGCGACAUUGGACGACCAAGUCCUGGAAUAACUAAAGACUGUCCUUUUCAUGACAAUGACGUACAAAUCAAGUCCCCUCAAGCGCGCCUGAAUAGGCCACGCUUUACGCGAACGGAGGUUGUGAUUAGACGCAACUUAUUUGAACGGAUCUAAUUCAAUCUUCCUGUUUCAUCCAUCA